This is a messenger RNA of Cydia splendana, 7354 nucleotides long. Its product is annotated as transmembrane protein 245. Lineage: Eukaryota; Metazoa; Arthropoda; Insecta; Lepidoptera; Tortricidae. The coding region runs from base 135 to 2942 and encodes 935 amino acids. The record is from RefSeq and is a predicted model, not a curated record. The transcript is spliced from 13 exons.
AUUGACAGUUUAAAACGUCAAACGAAAAUGUUAAUGAGAAUAUUUAUCUACCUUGAAGAAUAUCUCAAAUAACUAUGAUCUCACUCUUUUAUCUGGUGUUAAUUUAAGUUUAUAAAGUGUAUUAGUAUAUCAAAAUGCAACAAUCCCCGUUUGAGAAUAUUUUUAACAUAAUUGGCGGAUUAUCCGAAGGAAAUGAGAAGCCCAUGAAACAUGGGUUCUAUAACGCAUUUGCCCUGUUCAUUCUAACUAUAUGCUGUGCUGCAGUUUAUGUGCUGUUUCUUAUACUAGAACCCUUCUUCAAACCUUUGUUUUGGGCCCUUUUAGUGGGUUCGUUGCUGCACCCGUUCAAAUACAAAUUGUCUAAGAAGUUGAAGUCAUGGUUUGAAGAUUUAGAGAAAUGUAACAAAUCUGUGGUAUUUGGGUUAAUGUUCUUACCUGUAAAUGUUGUUAAUUUUGCUUCGGACACUGUGGGACAUCAGUUCAUAGAACAUUACAAGACUGUAAUUGGGUUACUCUCUGCAAUAUUUGUUUUACCGUGGCUCUACAACGCCAUUCCCCGAAGUUUGGUCUGCAUAUUCUGGCAGCUGAGCAGCUUCAUUGGCUUCUCAACUACAAAGCUCAUUGGAUUUUGCAGCUCAUACAUUACUCUGACCAUAGCUCUGGCUUAUUUAAUAAGCAUAUGCACAUUAUGGAGGCCAGAGCGAUCUGGCAUGUUUAAAGCAUCAUCGCAAUUCCUCUGGCUCGUUAUAACGAGUUUCCUGGCCAGUCUGACUGGGUCUCUGCAAGUCUAUACAUUUGUAAUGCUGCAAGGGCUAUGUGUAGCUGGAUUUGCACUUGAAGUGAUUGAUGUUCAUAAGGAGUUAUUAGCGAGAGAUCCUGAGACAUCAGCUAUAGUUGCAAUCCAAAAAGUUCUUACGAACGAACAUUGCAAAGAUGCAAUAAAGCAAGAUGAAAAGCCGGAACAGAGCGCUAGUGAACAGGAAUCCACUCCCGAGAAAGAAUCCCCUUCUCCCGCCACCCCUGAUGCCGCUACGAAAAGGGGAAGCUGGGCAGAAAGCGAUCAAAUACACAGCUCGCCUCGCCACGCCAAAAUGCUGUACAAAACUCGAACAUUAUCCGCCUUACCACUAUCGAAUACGAAAACGAAAUCCGCCUUCGAAAAUCGACUCAUCGCCUCUUUCAAACAAAGAUCGAUGGACGAAAACUACAUGAAAAACCACUUCAACAGUGAUGAUGAAACCGCCUUAUAUUUUAAACUACUUUUCUUUGGAUGCCUAUGCAUGCUCGUGUGGAAACACAUUUGGCUGCUGCCAGUAAUGCUGUUUUUCUUGGCAAUCCAUGUUUUGAAGAGAGUGUUGGACUUCUUUGGAGUUUGGCUGUUCUGUGAGAAUCACUAUAAUAAUUUCAUGGGCAAAGUCAAAACUUGGUGGUCUGACAGACAAUCUGCUGCGGUACCAGCGCACAUUCGUGGAAUCCGCAAAAUCCUCUCUAGUUUAAAUAAAAGCAUAAGAGACGUGGCCUACGGCUCUGUGGAUACUGUGUCUACUUGCAUCGUCAUCACGGGUCUUAUUACAUUUCUUAUCGUCGCUACUAUAUUCAUUUUUAUACAGAUAUACUCAGAGGCAAUAGUGGUGGUCCAACUGAGCGGCAGCCUUCUCAACAGUACAUUCGUACAAAACAGCGAGCUGCACGCUUACCUCCCCGAGGGGUGGGAGGAGAAACUAGAUUCCUUGAUCGACAACGCCUAUACUUAUGGAAAGGAGGGCAUAUCCGCUGGCGUAAAGAGCAUACUCAAAGAAGGCGACCCAGAGAAGAUAGCUCGUGUAGAGGAGCAAAUCCUGCAACUAUGGGACCGCGUGUACCAAAGCUGGGUGUCGGGACAGUUCGCGCCGCAAAUCGGGCCCACGGUCGACGGCAACGCUGUCCAGGACUCGUGGGACAGCUUCGUCCACGACAUCUCUAACACGCCUGGCAUGUUCGACUACUCCGGCAUCGUAGCCUGGGUGCAAGCCAACGUGGGCACCCUAAGCGCCAUAGCUACAAGCAUUUGGGCACCGCUGGCCAGCAAUGUAUCUUUGCUGGCCGGGUCGAUCGGCGCGUUCACGUCGCUUCUACUCUCAGGUGGAGGCGCUGUUAUCAACAUGUUCAUUAACUUGGUGGUGUUCUUUACAACGCUUUUCUACUUGCUGGCGUGCAGCAACGCUCUCUACAAGCCGGUAGAGGUCAUCACUCAAGUGCAGCCCAACUUCGGGCCGCGGUUAGGCAUCGCCUUGUCUGUCGCUAUAAACCAGGUAUUCAGAGCGUCAUUCAAAAUGGCGCUGUUUUACGGGUUAUGGACGUGGUUGGUGCACAAUCUGUUCGGAGCUAAAGUUGUCUACUUACCUUCAGUGUUAGCUGCAGUGCUGGGCGCUGCUCCAUUCCUCGGCCCGUACUUGGCCGGGAUCCCCGCGGCGCUGGACGUGUGGCUGCAGGGCAGGCCUAUGGCCGCGCUGAUGCUGCCUAUCGCUCAAGCUGCGCCCAUCGCCUUUCUUGACGCCGCCGUCUACGCGGAAAUCAAAGACGGCGGCCACCCAUACGUAACCGGUUUAGCAAUAGCGGGUGGAAUAUUCUACCUCGGCCCCGAGGGCGCGAUCCUCGGCCCCCUACUCCUCUGCUGCCUCAUGGUGGUGCUCAACCUUUCCUCUGCCUUCCUCCGCGACACGCCGUCUGAGGAGCGCGCCGCCCUGCAUUCGCGUGUCAGUGUACCAAAGUGGUUGGCGAAUGAGAAAUUGUCUCAGCUUGUUAUUUCUAUGAUGCUCAAAAGGUUAACCAAGGUAAUUUUGAUGAUCAAAUAUUCAUUCGACACAUUUCGAUACUUCUUCAAAGUCCAUUAUGUUCAAAACAAAAUUUCAUUACCCAUUUUUGUAAAUAACUGUUUUAUUUUCUUGUUUAUUGGUGAAUAAUAUUAUUUUUGGUGUAAGUGAUAGGCAAUAAUGCGUGGGUGUUCCUGUUGCUUUAGGUCAUUAUUGGGAUUGUUUUAUAAUUGAGGUGUGUAUUUUUCUUGAUGCUUUUUUAUGUAAUGCACCAUUUGUAGUUAUUUUGAGCACUACGUUUAGACUAUAUAUUGCAUUUUACUACAUCAUUUCUGUAAAAAUAUGCUUGACACUUGUCAACAUGGUCAAAAAGAAAUACAUUAAGCUGCGAAUGCCGGCUUUAAACGGAUUCAUCACGUUUUAUAUCAUAUCAUUUUAUUAUAAAAGAACCACGGCUUUUGAGGCUAGCUCUGCUGUUCUCUGGAAAUGUUAAUAUUGACAAUGUCUACAUUUGAAACUAAGUUGAACGUCCGAGUGUUCGUCACUGUCCCAGUAAUUGUCAUCUUUAAAAUUAAGUCCUAGUCAAUGGAGGUGAUAGUAUCCCGAGCACUAGGACGUUUAGGUACAAGUAUCUGCGACUGUUUUGCCGUGCUACAACUAAGUUAUCCUCGCACGCAACACAUUUCGCGCACUUCAUCACUUGAACAUUAACAAAGUUAAUGUUGUAAUUAUAUUGUUAAAUAAAAGUAAGCUUAAAUGUACGCAUGAUAAUAACAAAAUAAUGCAUGCUGUUUAUAUGUUUGUGGAAAUGUUUUUGGUGGUUUGGUCUGCAUUUACCGAUAUAUAUUAUAUAUGUAUUUAUAUGGUAUAUAAUUUAGUAAUUUCUUACUUUUUACAACGUUUUUAACUUUCUUAAAAUAUAUUUAAUAAUUAAUUUUAUAUUAAUACUCAUUAUUUAAAAUAAUACUCGUAAGAACAAUAAAAUGAUUCCAAAUUUAUUUGCAGGCUCGGUGCUUUUCUCUGACGGGCAUGCAUGGACUACUAACACUCAGUCAGUCCCCAACUGAAUUGUCAAUUAAUAAGCCAAGCAAUGUAUGGUAUGAUAAGUAAUAACGAUGCAUUCGUCACGAGGGAAUUAUCUAAAAAACGGUUGAAUUGAAAAGCUUAGGUGCCUACAUGUUUACAGUGCCGUGACAUGAAUUUUAACCAUUUAAUCAUUCACGGCGCCGAAAUUCUGAAACAUAUAUUAUUGAAAACUUUUAAAUUUAUAGUAACGGGCCGUUUAACCCGCUUCUCGAAAAUCUGUAUUGAUAUUGAGAUUACUUUAUAAUGUUUAUAAUAGUAAGAGAGGUUUCUGAUGUAGGAUCUGGCGUUGUUAUUUUAAUUCAUACCUAAUACAUAUUUAACAUUAAUACACUUGCUUUAUUUAUAGUAUUCAUUCCAUAUGAUACGAUCAGAUUAUACUUACAUGAUGGGUACUCUGAUGUUGUAUACUAAUAGAAUAAUACUUUGGUACUAAUGUGGACAAAUAUACCUACCUUUCUUUUGUUAUCUUACCUACCCUCGUGCCGCCCAAUGUACACUCUGGUUCAAUGGAAUUUGGAACUUUCAUAAAACAUACAAAGUAAAUAACAUUUUACAAGUUUUUUUAUUUAUCGUCUAUUUUUUUCAUCAUCAUUAUCAAUUGCGGGUGGCAGGAGGCUAUAAAUACGUAUCAUUUUCAACCCAGUCAAGAAGUAAUUUAGAUAUGACUAUACAAAAAUAAUAAAUUGUUCUAUGUAUAUCUACAAUGUCAAUAUAUUGCAUAACUAUUACAUCGAUAUUUUACUGUUAUUUUGGUAUUUUGUUCCUGUGUUCUAAAGGUAUUUAUUCCGAAUCUCAUUCAUGCGAAAUAUGAGUAUAUAUCGGAGAUCAUUAUAUUCAUUAUAAAUAUUUGAAAUCAUUAUUAUGUUUAACAGUUAAAUAAUUCAUUGUAUGUAGAGCUUUAAAAUAUUGUACAACCAGCCGCAAAUUGCGUGGCCACUUUAUAAAUGAUUUCAUUAUUAUUAAUAUGUAAUUGUCCAUGCAAUUUUGCAGCUCACUGUACUAUUUAGUGGAUGCACAAUGUUAUGUUAUGCCUUAAUAUAAUAUAAUGCAUAUCUGUCGUGUUGUCCUGAUGUUGUGGAGAGAUAUUUACAUACAUCUAUUUAAUUGUAAACUUACACACAAAGUAACAGGCGUUGCAUGUUAUUAGGUGCUUACCUAUGAAAUUGGCGUUUUUGUUCAUAGAUAUAAGUCUGAUCCUAGUUUUUUUUUUUUUUACAAAAGUACAUACACAAUUACAAUAAAACUACAGUGCACUCAAUAAACAACGAUUUUACAUACAAUUAAUUGUUAUUUUUUAUUGUUAAGUGUUCAGAAUUAAGCCUUGAAAAUAAGUCUUUUCAUGUGCUGUCGGUUCGAGUAUUAAAAUUACUUAUAUUUUUCUAAUGGUACCAAUUUUCAAGAAAUGGAGAUAUUGAAAACAUACCUUAAAGGUGUCAAAAAUUACUGGAAAAAUUUUGUUUGGUUUGAAUUAGCCAUCAAAAAAAUAUCCGCAAAAUUAAUUGUAUGGAAAUUCGUGUUUCGUUGAAAUUCUCCGAACAAAACGCCAAUUUCAUAGGUAAUGACCUAAUAUAUUAUUUAUAUUUUUUGUAAUCAGUUAGUUGAAAUUGAGGAAUUUUGAAUAACAUUAUUUACUAGUCACAGCAUUUAACUUUAUAACUUAACACGUUCGCUACAGAGCGGAAAAUACGUGUUUUAGGUUACGCCUAAGUGUGUUAAUGGCCUAAGAAAAACAAGACUAGUUCCUCGUAAAGAUUUCUAUUCUAAUCAUAAAUUUUCAGAUUUAAGUUCAAAUUAGAUUGCAUUGUAGUGUUAUUUCUAUUUGAUGAAAAUCAGUGCGUGGCCUACACAAUAACGAGUGUCAUACUUUACUUAUACAACGAACUUGUAAGUCGUUAUGAAAAUCCUUCUUACUUUAAAGUCUCUCUAUUAUUUGUUUAAUAGCGUUUUAUCGCCUAUCGCAAUUUCGUGUUAGCAAAAAAAAACAUUUUUAAAAAUUAUAUAAGUAUAUUAUAUUAGUUUACACCUAGCUAUAUGCCAAAUAAAGGCUUCCAGAAUGUCCUUAUAUGCGCAAAUAUUUUAAAACUCCGACUGUACAAUAAUAUAAUUAUAUAGAACUACGAAUGAGAAAGCAGGGUAGCGUAAUCUGGAAAAAAUCUGUGCAUAAAAAACCACAUGGUACCAUCAAUGAUACGUAAAUUAUCUACGUAUGUAAUGUACGUGUAUUUACGUCGCUCUGUAUUUCAUUAUUGAUUCUAUAUUCGUAUCCAGAAUAAGAAAGAAAGAUCUGACAGUUCGGGGCUGGGCGUAUAUUUCAUGAGAUUACCAUGUUAUUGGUUAAUAUAUUAUCUAUCUUGUACUUUUUAUGACUUAAAGUUUAUUUUAUUCACGUGGGGUUUCAUCACUUCUCAAUUAUAUUUUUCGUAAAUAUGCUUAUAAAUAAAAUAUAUUAACUUUCAAACUGCCGUCAGGUUUACUCUCCUAAUUCUAGAUACGAGAAUAGUAUCAAGAUUCGUUAAUGAAUAAGUUACAUUUGUUAAGCAGAGAGCGUUGUCCAGGCGACUGUACAGCUUGGCAAAAAAGAGUAGAAAUUAAAAAGUGGCAACACUGUAGUGUCGUCCCUUUCAAACCAAUUUAUAUAAGAAAACGGGACGACACUACAGUGUUGCCACUUUUUAAUUUCUACUCUUUUUUGCCAAGCUGUAAACAUAUGUAGUGCAGUCUCCAGGAACUUCAAAAGGUUUCGUAACAUGUACUCCCGAUUAUCUGAUUAUAGCUAGUAUAAGGAUGUAAAUAUGUAUUGUAUGGCAUUAUUAUUAUUUACACGCUGUUUUCUCAUUUUUAUACGUGGUUAAAUCUAUUUUUUGAAGCCAUAGUUGGUACUUAGAAAAAUUAAUGAGCUUUGCAUUGCGCUUGUUAAUAAGACCUUGUUGGAAUCGACUUAGUUUUGAAAAGCAGUUAUAAGUAUAUAAUAUUCAUAUUGAUGUUGUACUUUUAAAUAUGUUACGUGCCUAGUAAAACAAUUCAAAAUUGUGACUAUUCAAUGGAAACUUAUAUGCGUUGCCGUUAUGUGUUAUAAAUCUGAAGUUUACCUAUUCCGAAAUAUUCGUAAGAGACAAGAGGUUUUAAAACAUAAAUGUAUAAAUAAAUGACACAGAUUAAAGGCCGCUUAUAAUACAACAAAAACUAUCCUUUUGAGGUUUCGCGAUAUCUAUUUAUUAAAUAUUUAUCGUCACUUUCAUCCAGAAAUAAUAAUAGUGCAGAAAUAUCAAAACAAUAUUUAAAAUAACAUAAGUACGAGUAUAUUGGAAUCAGCAAAGCCCUUACCAGUUCAGAAAGUAUCGUCCAAAAAUGAGUUAAGCCUUUAUCAUAACUAAUAUUAUGGUAUUGUAUUGCAAUUAAAUGCACUAAAAAUAGUUUAUUAUACGCGCAUAUUCGCAUUGUGGCAAAUAAAAGUAAUAUAUUGAUUUGCUUUUAAA